Octopus sinensis (East Asian common octopus) is the source of this 6649-nucleotide messenger RNA. RefSeq names its product bone morphogenetic protein receptor type-2. Bases 1046 to 4402 code for a protein of 1118 amino acids. Lineage: Eukaryota; Metazoa; Mollusca; Cephalopoda; Octopoda; Octopodidae. Gene Ontology annotation, cellular component: signaling receptor complex; plasma membrane. Gene Ontology annotation, biological process: cellular response to growth factor stimulus; BMP signaling pathway; protein phosphorylation. Gene Ontology annotation, molecular function: transforming growth factor beta receptor activity; ATP binding. The transcript is spliced from 10 exons. The record is from RefSeq and is a predicted model, not a curated record.
ACACACAUACAUUCACAGACAUUGACUCACACUCACAGACAGACACACGCGCCCAUACACACACACACACACACAACACAUAUGCCAGGCAAAGCUCAGAUACAGAAAUACGCAGUCAGGCACAGAAAUGUACGCUUACAGCCGCAUAUACACAUACACAUAGAGCCAAGCAAACACACACAUACAGGCACAUAGAGCGAAGCACUCACACUCAUAGCCAAGUUACAGACACGCACUCUCAUGCAGCCAAGUUACACACACUCACACACGUAGCUAGGAGCAAAGCCACUCAGUGAAGAAUACACAUUAAUUGAGCACACAAUAACAUAAACACACGCUCGCACUCACACAGCAGCCAGGCCACACAUAUACAAUAAGCCAUGGCAGCAUACAUAGUAGUCUACACAGUUGCACAGACACACACACAGUGAGACAUACACAGCCACAGAGAAUUACUCCCAAGCCAGACAGCAGCGCCAUAUUUGCUGCGCUGUCUUUCACAGAAAGGUGAAACGACGCACCAUAACUGUCGACCCCUACUCAAUACCACCAUCACCACCAGGACAUCACAGAAUAGAACACUCACACACAUGCACACACACAUACAUACAUACAUACAUACACACAUACAUAUAGCAUAACACAGAGAGAGAGAGACAUGCGCGCGCGCACUUGUACAACAAUAACAGCGACACUACUGUACAUCGAAUAUAAUAACUAAUAGUCUGUCUAACCGCACCAACGUAGCAGACAAUCACCACCACACGACAGUGUAUACAAAUUACGACACCAUAACUGCCGACACUAAUUAUAACACCACUCUUGUACUACACUCGCAACGCACUACCACAGCUACACUGCACAUAUUAACACCAUAACUGUCUCCCCCCCCCCCCAAUUAUGAGUCCACACCACGCCACGGCAACACAGUAAUAUCUCGGUGUUACAUUACGCACUAUCAUCCCUACCACAACACUACUAACACACCACAACACUGCAUUUAUACUACAAACACCGCUACCUUCUGCAUGUCUCCAUAUAAAAUAUGCUGGCCACAUUCAAAUGGAUAUUUAUAGUCCUAACAUCAAUCGGAUUACACAUAGGUUCUGCUGGAUUGCAUGAGUAUGAAUUGAAUUUGGAAAUAACAACGACAACAACAAAAGAAGUGAGAGCAGAAGAAGAUGAGAACCAUGCUUACUGUGCAUACUACAACGAUGGUCAAUCUGGCAACGAAGAAAAGCCCAAUCAUGACACCAUAAUGCCUGACAAUGUCACCAUCCGGUGUUCUAAGCCCAAUGACUAUUGCUUCUCAUUCUGGUUUAUUUCAUCUGACAACAGCGGUAACAUAUCCCUCAUCAGACAAGAUUGUUGGAGUUACACUGAAUCUGAGAAGUGCAAAGAUGAAUGUGUAGCUCAAUUAAGCCAUGCCAACAUUGACAAAACGAACAACACUCCCAUGUACUGCUGUUGCUCUGGUUAUAGGUGCAAUGCCAAUUUCACACAUGAAAACAGGUCUCUAAGCAUUCUUCCCUUUGCAACAACUACAGUUCAUCCUGACAUAGACAAGUUCAGUGAAAACACCAUCCUCAUCAUUAUAAUAUGCUUGUUUGGGGCUGGCAGCUUUAUAUUCGUCCUGAGCUUCUGCAUAUACUGUGUCUACCGGAAACGGCAGCAUCCACUGCCAGAAAUCAUAGAAGAGGCACCAAGUGCACCACCUGGUAUCGACAUUAGUAACGUGAAGAUGUUGGACGUGAUCGCAAAGGGAAAAUACGGAGAGGUAUGGUCCGGCAAGCUGAACGGUCUGCCUGUAGCUGUGAAGGUCUUCCAUCAUAACCAUCGCCAGUUCUACAAUAACGAGAAAUAUAUCUAUGCUUUGCCAUUCAUGGAAUUUGACAACCUACUCAAGUUCUAUGGUGCAGAUGAGCUGGUUAACAGCGAAGGGCUGCACCAGUAUUGCAUUGUGCUUUCUUACGUGCCGAAUGGCACACUAAUGAAUUACUUACGGGAACACUCUGUCGACUGGUCGGAAAUGUGUCGCAUCAUACUCUCCCUCACUCGUGGCUUGGCCCAUCUGCAUCUGGACAUCACCAAGGGAGAUAAGGUGAAACCUGCCAUUGCCCACCGAGACUUCAAUUCAAGGAACGUCCUCAUCCGACCCAACUUGAGUUGUGUCGUGGCAGACUUGGGAUUCUGCAUGGCAACCAUGGGUUCCAAAUUGAUUCGGAAUGGCUAUUCCGAGAGCGCUGAGCAGUCUUCGCUCACUGAUGUUGGAACUGUACGUUAUAUGGCUCCUGAGCUGCUGGACGGUGCUGUCAACUUACGUGACUGCGAGGCUUCUCUUAAACAGAUAGACGUCUAUUCUUUGGGGCUGGUUCUCUGGGAAAUUGCAUCUCGCUGUUCUGAUCUUUGGCAAGGGGUUCCAGUUCCUGAAUAUAUGCUACCUUAUCAAGCCGAAGUAGGUAUUCAUCCGUCAUUCGAAGAGAUGCAGAUUUUGGUUUCAGCAAACAAGAAACGUCCAUGGCUUCCAGACAUGUGGAAAGACUCAAAUGUGGCUAUCCACACUUUGAAAGAAACAAUUGAAGACUGCUGGGAUCAUGAUGCGGAGGCAAGGCUUACUUCAUUCUGUGUCAUUGAAAGAAUAUCGGAUCUGUCUGCAAUGUCUCCUCAUGAUUCUCGAUUAAAAGGUGUGACACCAACUCUGAAUUCUACCUCCACACACAUCACAGUGUCUGAAGAUGCUGCAGGAAUUUCUGCAGUUCAGAGGAAUUGCUACCUUGCCACGUCUAGUAUUACUGCCGAGAAUGGUAACUCAUUGCCAACAGAGAACAGCAUGGCCCCUUUGAUAAGCCAGGGAAGCAGUGGAGAGAAUACUUUAAAUGGACAAGCAAGAAACUCUUGGACACCACAAGAGAAAAGUAUGUCUGCCGUAACAACAGAAACUAUGCUGACUCUUAGCCCUUCCCAAUCUGACCCUCCUCCAGACUACCACAGCAUUGCCCCCCAUGGCCCUCCAUUGAGUGAUCCACCACCACACUAUGAAAACGAAACGCAGACCGGCUACAAUUUCUCCAAAAUACCAAACACAAGCCUUGUGAAUGGUCAGCCACGUAACACAUGGUUGACUCCUGAUAACAUUUCAACAGCGCACACAAACACUGCUUUAUUGUCUUCCUCUGAUUCAGACCCCCCACCGAAAUAUCUGAACAUUAAUCAUGCCAAAACGAACACUGUGAUUCAGCCACAUCAGGGUCGAAACCCUACAGUCGAACGUAACACUCACAAAAGAAGCGAUGAAGAGCUGACUGUGUCAGGAAACACUCUGAUUUCUGCCAGCGCCAAACGAGAGCAAGAACAAAAGGAGCAGUCUCUAAGUGCACCUACUUCUCAGUUUCACGAUGAUCCUUUUGACAGUGGACCCGACAAUGUAGAAAGUUCUUUAGUCCAGAAUGAGACAUUCAACUACCAUCGCAAUGCUCCUAUCCAAUACUUACAAAAUCAAGUUCACAGCGAUGGUCCACUUGUACGACCCAAAAUUGCCAACGUCCCUGGCAAUGGAGUACCUUACAGUAAGUUAGCCAUCAAUGAGAAAACACCAAAAUCUAUCUUCAAAUGCAAAAAGCCUAAAGAUUUCACCAGUAGGUUGACACAGCUGGGGAAAAACUUACUGUCUCGCAGCAGCCAGAGUAUUGAUGGGAAGCAUGGCCGAGAUAAAAAUAGUCGUCGUUCAACUGAUCGGUCUGGUUACAUCAACCUGAUAGCUUCACCUCAGCAACCGGUUCAAACUGAAGUAUGUCUUCAGAACGGCAGUACAGUUGUGCUCCCAGUUAGUAACACAGUGUCUUCAUCUGUGAUGACCACUGCAGAGCAGGACAGACUUGGGUUAACGGAAAUGGGUGUGCCAAACACCACAACCAUUCAUCAAAAUGGCCAUGUUCCUACUGGUGCAGUCGAUGCACAAGUUAGAAAUAUAUCUGAUUCCAGUGCAGAUGAUGCACCCAGCCAUACAAAAUGUCCACCGGCUUAUUUAAACAAAACAGCUAACCCUGUGAACAGCUGCAAUGAACUGACUGAUAUGAAGUCACAGCGGCCCACAUCCCUUCCCCUCAAAGUCCACAACAACCCACCACCUGACAGUUCGGCUCAGUUGCCUGUAAAUCAGACUCAAGCCACGUCAGAUCCCAGCGAAAAGAUCCGCAACCGGAUUAAGACUCCCUUAAAGAUCAAUCGCAACAGACUGUCAUUGUACGACGACCGUGUCAUGUCACGGAGCUGUGAAGACUCUGUUACCGAACCAAGCAGAUUCCGACUGAGCAACUCCAGCUACAGCUUACAACAAUUCGACACUAGCACCACCUACACCAACACUGCAAACAGACCUGACUUACACACAGAACAGUGCUGACACUUAUUACCUCGGUUCCUUUAAUGGGUGGAAUCGUGAGAUGAUAAGUUGAUAUGAUGGGUGGGUGGGCGGGCGGGGGGCCCCCUUCAGUUUCUUCUCAAAGAUCCUGCCAAAGAUUUAACUUUACCAAACUUUAUAUUAUUGUCAAUUUUCGUUUCGUUUUCUUUUCUUUUAUUUUGGCUUCAUCAAACUAAUCAGCGAUUUUUUUUUUUUUUAAAUCUCUUUCAUUUCCUCGUUUUAUCCUACAUUCCCCCACCCUUCAUUGCAUCCCUCCCAUCCAGCUGCCACCCUAAUCUUUUGUCAUGGUUCCUCUUUGCCUGAAAAAUCUCUAACAAUUUCUCAGUGGUUCACAAACAUUCAGUCUUAGACAUACACACACGCACACACACACACACAUAUAUAUAUAAUAUGCAUUUAUAUUAUUUGAGUGUGAGUGAGUAUGUAUAUAUAUGUGCAUACCUGCAUAGCAGCACAUGCACACAAACACAUCCAUAUAUACAAACAUACCUUUCCAAUCUGUACAGUAUUACAGACCCAGGAGUGAGUGGGUGAAGCCAACGCUAAAUGUAAAGCAGCUGUUUGUGAGAUGUUUGAUUGAGGAGUUGAAAAAUUAGCUUAUUUCGUGCAGUUGAUAAAACUAAUUCCUUCAAUUGCUGCAACAGGUCUGUUUAAACAAAUCUAGAAUCUGGGGGUUGAAAUUAAUUUUUGGAAGGACAUAGGGUUGCGUGAGGUUUGAGUAAAAAGGGGAAUUGUCUAUGGUGAAAGUGUUUGGUUUCUGAGGAAAAUGUUCUUUUGGAGGCUAAUUUUCUUACCUUGUUUGUCCACCGAUGAGAUCUGAAGCAGAACACAUUGUCAGCAUGGUCAAGUUGGUAAAAAUGAUGUUCAGGCUAUGACUCUGCAUUUAAAGGGCGCUCAAUUCCAGCCGAAUUUAGUGAUACCUAUUCGUCUAUUUGUUGUUUUAGUGCGAGAUAUGUGUCUGUGUAUAUGUAUUUGUGUGUGUAUGAAUCACUGGUUUGUGUGUAUCUGUGUCAGGGUCACUGUUUCAUGUACCUUUUUUUUUUUAACUUUUAAGAACUGUUUUGUCAGACUACUAGUCUCCUUCAAAGCAGCAAAUCAAACCCUUACAAAACCCCUACAUCAACUUUUCCUAACACUCAAACUGAUGUCUUAAGCCAUUAGAUCCGGUGAUGGAUUUCUUCUUACCUCUACAAGUUGAUGGCUGCUUGAUGGUCCAUUGCUGUCCAUAGAUCUCUCAGAGGGCUUUCAUGCCCUGCUGCCAGUUGUUGUUUGUCCAUAACUAUAUUCAUUGCCAUCCACCAGUUUCACAAGUUGCCACCGAAAAGACUGUGGGGUCGCCAUCCACAGAUUUCCUAGCACCACGAAGUCUCCGACUACUCAAGCGCCAUAACCCUAAACCUCUACAUCUCCUCACUACCAGCAGUGUUACCACUACUACUACUACUACUACCACCACCACUCCCAACCCAAGCAAAGCUGCUGCUGCUACCACACCAACAGCACUACACGUUCACAACUGUCUUUAAAUCAGUAUGAUGAGAAGAACCAGUCAUAAACAUGGUAAUGGCUCUUAAGAGGACAAAACAUGCAAAUAUUCACCCAACAAUAAUCUUUAACAGUUUAUGAUUGUUGCUGUUUAGCUCCAGGCCAGACCUGACUGAACAGAUCUGAUCUAAAACUGUUCCAGCCAUGACCAUCCCACCUCUUCUUUUCGGACGUAGUAUAUCUAGGACUACAUUUAUUGAUGUAUCCUUUCAGUCUUUGUUUUUUUUUUUUCUUUGUUUUAAAGACAGUUGGGUGGGAUUUGAAGUCGAAGGAGUUUUGGCUGCUAUCUUUUAGUGGGCCGAGUGACUGCAUAGAGUUUUCCCAGGGUCCCUUCAUUAGCUCGAGUUUUUCUGGUAAGAUAAGGAAGUACAUGGAGUGACAGAUUUCUAAAGAAAGACAAGAAUUUGGUUGCUUCACAGCAGCAGUGCCAUGUGAUGUUGUAUAAAAGUGAAGAUGUGUUAGUGUUUCCUACUCAAACACAGACGUCGCCAUGUUUGUGACAAAAUAACUACAAUUACAACAACUAGCCACCUUAUCUUUCUUCUCUUUCUUCUUCUACUUCACAUGCUGCUGUUUACACAAACAUUUAUUUUUGAUUUUUAUGUUGUUUAUUUUAAAUUCUUUUUUUUUUUUUAAAUCUAAAUCUUUUAUUGAUUGUACAUAAAGACUGACAUAACAUCUUUA